Zingiber officinale is the source of this 4710-nucleotide messenger RNA. RefSeq names its product leucine-rich repeat receptor-like serine/threonine-protein kinase At1g17230. NCBI's taxonomy places the organism in Eukaryota, Viridiplantae, Streptophyta, Magnoliopsida, Zingiberales, Zingiberaceae. The transcript has 4 exons. The coding region runs from base 976 to 4290 and encodes 1104 amino acids. Gene Ontology annotation, molecular function: protein kinase activity; ATP binding; receptor serine/threonine kinase binding. The record is from RefSeq and is a predicted model, not a curated record. Gene Ontology annotation, biological process: protein phosphorylation.
CAUGGAACAUGCAUUCUAGCUACCCUUUCCCUCUGUUUCAGAGAGAGAUGGUGAUCAGAAUUGUGUGAGAACAAUUUUAGGGCUCAUUCAACUGUUUGAACUGACUGGAACAGUCAGCAAAAGCAGGCCGAGGCCGAUAGAUUAGUUAGGCAAGCUUUUUAGUCCACAUCCAGAUGUUCAUUUGUGAAUGGUCACGAAGAAAUCUCUAUCGAGUUGGGUGCGUUUUUGGAAUAUUUAACCUCAAGUUAGGUGCUCUUUUUCCUACAAUUUUUGAAUCAAAUGAUGAACAGGGGAGAGGGAUUAGGAAGAAGCAGAAGAGUAUGCAUGUCUGCACAGUGCAUGAUCAGCGGAUUGUGCUGUUAGAAUUUAAGCAGGUUGACACAGAAGAAGAAGAAUCAUCUCCAUCCACCUUUGUCGUAUUACCACUACAGCACGACUACCACCACCACCACCACCAUCAACCACAGUCAUAUGCUUGCACUGAUGUGACAGAAGAAGAAGGAGAAAAGGGGAAGGAACAGUGGGCGACACUCUGCAAUUGGGCCUUCCAUGGAUUCAAUUUCAAUGGGCAAAGGAUUGAUGUGAGGAGGACCAGAGCAGAAAAGUAAAGUUGGUGUUCAUUGAUGCAUGUGGAGAAGGAGACUUAUCUGGAGCACAUCAACAAGAACGCUUGACUGCUGCGAGCUCGAGGAAGCAAGCAAUGGUGGCCUUGCACUGUGGCAUGUGCCACUUGACCAUUGCUCACUACUGACGCCCACUAUAACAUUGCCUUGGUGCUCUUUGAGCUCCAUGCAACGCUCUUCUUCUUCCUCCUCGCUCCCUCUCUCUCUACUGGUAUUGCUUCAUCCUUUUUUCCUGUUGUUUGCUGCGCCUCUGGUUUUUUCUGCCCUUCCAAUCCACGUGAAGUAGUUCGAGGAUCCCAAGCUCGAAUUUUGUUGCGCCAAUCGAGCCCAACGGGGCCCAAGCCCCACAGAAAUGGCAUCCUUGGUGCGGCGGAUGCUUCAUCUGCUUGCGGCCAUUUCUUGCUUCCUUUUCGCCGCCGUGGAGGGCGGCGGCGACGACGACCUGCGCCUGCUCAUGGAGUUCAAAAGCAACCUCGUCGAUGCCGGCGGCAAUCUCUCGAAUUGGAGCCCCUCCGAAUCCAAUCCUUGCCUCUGGGACGGCAUUGCCUGCUUCCAGUCCGAGGUAACCUCCAUUAACCUUCACAAGUUUGGUCUCCAGGGCUUCUUGACUGCUACCAUUUGCCGCCUCCCUUACUUGACCAUCUUCAAUGUCUCCUCCAAUAUGAUUUCUGGCUCCAUUCCGAAAGAUUUGGCCCAAUGUAGGAGCUUAGAGAUUCUUGAUCUGAGCACAAACAUGCUUCAUGGGGAGAUCCCCCAAGAACUUUGUGCAUUGUCUUCUCUCACAAAGCUUUUCUUGAGUGAGAACUACCUAUUUGGGGUUAUCCCUUCGAGCAUAGGCAAUUUGACCAUGCUUGAGGAGCUUGUCAUUUACAGUAACAACCUCACCGGAGCGAUUCCUCCGUCCAUCAAAAUGUUGAAAAAUCUUCGGAUUAUUCGUGCGGGUCUCAAUGAUUUGUCUGGUCCAGUGCCAGUGGAGAUCAGCGAGUGUGAUAACUUGGAGGUUUUAGGGUUAGCCCAGAAUAGGUUGGAAGGUGUUCUUCCCAAAGAGCUUGAGAGGUUGAAGAAUCUCACAACCCUAGUUCUUUGGCAAAACCAGUUGUCUGGAGAGAUUCCUCCUGAGCUAGGCAACUGCAGUAACUUAGAGAUGAUUGCCCUGAACAACAAUUUUUUUACUGGAGGUGUGCCAAAAGAGCUUGGCAAGCUGAUCUUGCUGAAAAAAUUGUAUCUUUACACCAAUAGGUUAGAUGGAACCAUCCCUAAGGAGCUAGGUAAUUGCCAGAGUGCUGUCGAGAUUGAUCUUUCAGAGAAUCACUUGACUGGAAUUAUUCCUAAAGAGCUUGGUCUGAUUCAGACACUUCACUUGCUUUACUUGUUUGAGAACCUCCUGCAGGGAAGCAUCCCUAGGGAGCUUGGCCAAUUGAGUCUUUUAAGGAAGAUAGAUUUGUCGAUCAAUAAUCUAACAGGAAUCAUUCCUUUAGAAUUCCAGAACUUCACCUCACUAGAGAACCUUCAACUUUUCAAUAACAACCUUGAAGGAAUCAUUCCUCCACUGUUAGGAACCAAAAGUAAUCUCUUAGUACUUGAUUUGUCUGACAACAAACUCACCGGCAGCAUACCAUCUCAACUUUGUAAGUACCAGAAGUUGAUCCUCUUAAGCCUUGGAUCGAAUAGGUUGUUCGGUAACAUUCCACAUGGGGUCAAAACAUGCAUGUCACUGAUAGUACUAAGGCUGGGAGGAAACCUUCUCACGGGAAGCCUUCCAUUGGAGUUAUCUGGCCUUCUGAAUCUAACUUCUCUAGAGAUGAACCACAACCGGUUUUCUGGACCAGUAACUCCGGAAAUCGGCAAGCUCAAGAACCUUGAAAGGUUGCUACUGUCUAACAAUUACUUCUUUGGUGAGAUUCCUCCUGAGAUUGGAGAGCUGACUGCUCUUGUUAGCUUCAAUGUUUCCUCGAAUCAUCUUUCGGGUGGUAUACCUCAGGAGCUGGCAAAUUGCAAAAAACUCCAGAGGCUUGAUCUUAGCAGAAAUCAUUUCAGUGGAAUUAUCCCACGAGAAAUUGGCAAUCUAGUCAACUUGGAACUCCUUCUGCUUUCGGAUAACCAUCUGAAUGGAACUAUACCAGACAGUCUGGGGGGCCUUUAUCACCUUACAGAGCUGCAAUUGGGUGGCAACAAUUUGUCGGGUGGCAUACCAGAUGAGCUUGGGCAGCUUACCGCGCUGCAAAUUGCUCUGAAUGUUAGCUACAAUUCCCUCUCUGGGGAGAUACCAUCUGGUCUUGGGAACUUGCAGAUGCUGGAGACAUUGUACUUGAACAACAACCAACUAGAUGGUGAACUACCGGCUUCGUUUAGUAAGCUCUCCAGCCUUCUAGUCUGCAAUCUUUCUUACAAUUACCUUUUUGGCUCUUUGCCUAAUACUCCAGUGUUCAGAAGCAUGGAUGAUAGCAACUUCCUUGGAAACUAUGGUCUAUGUGGAAGUGGUACAAAGGCAUGCCAGCCUUCACCUGUCCCAUUGUAUAUUGCAGAAUCAGGUUGGGUGAAGAGAACGUCCAAGGAGAAAAUUGUUAGUAUCUCUGCUGUGGUUGUAGGGUUAAUUUCUUUAGUUUUGACAAUAGGUUUAUGCUGGUCUAUGAAGUACCGAUUGCCAGUUCUUGCAAAACUUGAAGAACAUAAGCAGGGAGUUUCUGAUCUCUAUUAUCUCCCAUGUGAGGGUGUCACAUAUCAAGAAAUUCUCAAGGCGACUGAUGAUUUCUCUGAGAGUGCUGUUAUAGGGAAGGGUGCCUGUGGUACGGUUUACAAGGCUGUAAUGUUGGAUGGAGGAAUCAUUGCAGUAAAGAAGCUGAAAUCUCAUGUUGAGGGUUCUAGCAUUGACAGUAGCUUUCGAGCUGAGAUAUCAACUCUCGGAAAUGUUAGACAUCGUAACAUUGUGAAGCUCUAUGGGUUUUGCUAUCACCAGGACUCGAAUCUGAUCCUCUAUGAAUAUAUGGCAAAUGGUAGUCUCGGUGAGAUGCUGCAUGGUAGUGGUGAUACAUGUUUGCUUGAUUGGAAUACUCGCUACAGGAUUGCUCUUGGAGCGGCGGAAGGCUUGCGUUACCUUCACUAUGACUGCAAACCUCAAAUAAUCCACCGGGAUAUAAAAUCUAAUAACAUCCUUUUGGAUGAAACAAUGGAGGCUCAUGUUGGGGAUUUUGGCUUGGCAAAAUUGAUAGACAUUUCACAUUCCAAAACCAUGUCUGCUGUUGCCGGUUCUUAUGGUUACAUUGCUCCAGAGUAUGCUUUCACAAUGAAAGUUACAGAAAAGUGUGACAUCUAUAGUUUCGGAGUUGUUCUCUUGGAGCUGGUUACUGGAAAAUCUCCAAUUCAGCCAAUAGAACAAGGAGGUGAUCUGGUCAAUUUGGUGAGGAGAUCGGUUCACAACAACACAGCCACAUCUAAUGUUUUUGACUCCCGAUUGGACCUUACCUCAAAGAGCACAAUGGAAGAGAUGUCCUUGGUUCUAAAGAUUGCAUUAUUCAGCACUAAUGAUUCUCCAUUUGAUAGGCCAACCAUGAGGGAUGUGAUAGCCAUGCUGAUGGAUGUGAGGGGAUCGAUAUGCUUUUCCCCAUCCUCACCGUCAUCAGAAACACCUCUCGAUCAAACUGAAUCUCCCAGAGGGGAAGGAGAAUAAUAAGCACAAUCAAAAAGAGAACAAAAAAGCUUUUGCUUUCUUUCUUUCUGAGGGAAAUAACCAAUGGUUUUGCAGUCUCUACCUGCUCAUGUACAGAAGAAUAAACUGUUCUCUUCUAAUAACAUCAAAUUGGAGCCUAGUUUGCAGAAAAGUUGCCUGGAGUAAGAUCAUCAGAGAUGUGGACUGGUGGGCUCAUGCUUUUAAUCGAUUGAGGUGGCAAUGAAGCCGGUCGAUAACUGAUCACUUUACUGCAGUCUGCCAAGAGAAGACAGUCCUCUAAUGUUUCUUAAUUGUUUGUCUUGUUUCAUAAUUUCAACAUCCUUUGAAGUUUCAUCUUCAGAAACUUGAGCAUUACUUGGUGAAGGCUGUUGCAUUCUGUUUAAUAUAAUUGUGAUGAUGAAGCAUAUUGGAUUAUGAUUA